Molecule: messenger RNA, 1906 nt
Organism: Vigna radiata var. radiata (mung bean)
Lineage: Eukaryota; Viridiplantae; Streptophyta; Magnoliopsida; Fabales; Fabaceae
Product: T-complex protein 1 subunit beta
Exons: 12
Coding region: 134-1717 (527 amino acids)
Biological process (GO): protein folding
Cellular component (GO): cytosol; chaperonin-containing T-complex
Molecular function (GO): ATP binding; ATP-dependent protein folding chaperone; ATP hydrolysis activity
Source: RefSeq, a predicted model, not a curated record
AAGGUUGUAUAAACCCAUACUUCCAGAGAACGAAAACAAAACCCUUGCGUUCUCGCUUCGCAUAGCAACUUUCUUGCACUCGCCUCGCCAACUCUACCUUCUUCCGGGGUGAUUGCAUUUGAAUUUUCCUGAAAUGGCGAUUGAUAGAAUUUUUAAAGAUGAAGCCAGUGAAGAAAAAGGGGAGCGGGCCAGAAUGGCUUCUUUUGUUGGGGCCAUGGCUAUUGCUGACUUGGUCAAGACAACCUUAGGACCAAAGGGAAUGGAUAAAAUUUUGCAGUCUACAGGUAGAGGACGUGAAGUUACUGUCACUAAUGAUGGGGCUACAAUUUUGAAGUCCCUCCAUAUUGAUAAUCCAGCUGCUAAAGUCCUUGUGGACAUAUCAAAAGUACAAGAUGAUGAAGUUGGGGAUGGAACCACCUCUGUUGUUGUUUUGGCUGGUGAACUUUUAAGGGAGGCAGAAAAGCUGGUUGCUACCAAGAUUCAUCCAAUGACAAUAAUAUCAGGUUUCCGAAUGGCAGCAGAGUGUGCUCAGAAUGCUUUGUUAGAGAAGGUUGUGGACAACAAAGCUGAUUCUGAGAAAUUCAGGUCAGACUUACUGAACAUUGCAAUGACAACUUUGAGCUCCAAGAUUCUUUCACAGGACAAGGAGCAUUUUGCAAAUUUAGCUGUGGAUGCUGUAAUGAGGCUAAAGGGAAGCACUAAUUUAGAAUCUAUCCAGAUUAUUAAAAAACCCGGAGGCUCAUUGAAGGAUUCAUUCUUAGAUGAAGGAUUCAUUCUUGACAAGAAAAUCGGUAUUGGACAACCCAAACGGAUUGAGAAUGCAAAGAUACUGGUGGCCAACACUGCCAUGGAUACAGACAAAGUGAAGAUAUAUGGUGCACGUGUUCGUGUUGAUUCUAUGGCCAGAGUUGCUCAGAUUGAAACAGCUGAGAAAGAAAAAAUGAGAGAAAAGGUGCAGAAGAUAAUAGGUCAUGGUAUCAACUGUUUUGUUAACAGGCAGUUAAUUUACAAUUUUCCAGAGGAGCUCUUUGCUGAUGCGGGGAUAUUGGCUAUUGAGCAUGCUGAUUUUGAUGGUAUUGAGCGUCUGGCUCUGGUAACCGGUGGUGAAAUUGCAUCAACCUUUGACAAUCCCGAGUCCGUUAAGCUUGGGCAUUGUGACCUUAUUGAGGAGAUUAUGAUUGGCGAGGAUAAACUGAUUCAUUUCUCUGGUGUUGCUAUGGGUCAGGCCUGUACAAUAGUUCUGAGAGGUGCCAGCCACCAUGUUCUCGAUGAGGCUGAGAGGUCAUUGCAUGAUGCCCUGUGUGUGCUAUCACAGACUGUGAAUGACAGCAGAGUGUUGCUAGGAGGUGGGUGGCCGGAGAUGGUGAUGGCAAAGGAAGUGGAUGCAUUGGCUAAGAAAACUCCUGGAAAGAGGUCUCUUGCUAUUGAGGCAUUCUCCCGUGCACUCUUGGCUAUUCCAACAAUCAUUGCUGAUAAUGCUGGUUUGGACAGUGCUGAGUUGAUUUCUCAGCUCCGUGCAGAGCAUCAGAAGGAGGGAUGUACUGCAGGAAUUGAUGUUAUUUCUGGUUCUGUUGGAGACAUGGCUGAAAGGGGUAUAUGCGAAGCAUUCAAAGUCAAACAAGCUGUGUUGCUAUCUUCAACAGAGGCAGCUGAGAUGAUCCUCAGAGUUGACGAAAUCAUCACAUGUGCUCCAAGGAGAAGAGAAGAUAGAAUGUAAAAUAUGGUGAAGGUACCUUGGCAUUUUUAGGCGUACCACUAGCAAGAGUGCUGUUAUAUUUUGAAAAAACUGGUUGUAAUGCUAAAAGUUUGUUAGGUAAAUUUUUGAUUUCGUUUUGCAACCCAGUGGAUUGCACUGAGAAUUAAUUAUGUUUAUUUGAAUUUAAAAACACUAUCUUUCAUUUUUCAA